This is a messenger RNA of Camelus dromedarius (Arabian camel), 834 nucleotides long. RefSeq names its product mitochondrial ribosomal protein L51 (gene MRPL51). Bases 232 to 618 code for a protein of 128 amino acids. The record is from RefSeq and is a predicted model, not a curated record. Gene Ontology annotation, biological process: translation. Gene Ontology annotation, molecular function: structural constituent of ribosome. Gene Ontology annotation, cellular component: mitochondrial large ribosomal subunit. NCBI's taxonomy places the organism in Eukaryota, Metazoa, Chordata, Mammalia, Artiodactyla, Camelidae. The transcript is spliced from 3 exons.
GGAAGCGCCUCGGCGUGGCGGGGCGUCAAGGCGGCUCUGCACCGGAACUUGGGGGGCGGGGUCAAGGCGGGCCCUACGCCCGGAGCUGCUUGGGUAAAGCCCAAGAUGGCUGCGCGCACCUAGUGCCGGAGUGAGGACAGCGGUGACCGUACCUGUCAUCUUCUCGAAGGUCAGGUCUGGCCCUCACUGCUGUGCCCUUGCGGAGGCUGUUGUAGAGGAGAGACGAGAACAAUGGCUGGGAGCCUCUCUUGGGUGACAGGCAGGGGCCUAUGGGGCUGGGUGCCUCUGGCCUGCAGAAGCUUCUCUUUGGGUGUUCCUAGAUUGUUCCAUGUAAGGGUCACCCUCCCGCCACCCAAAGUGGUUGAUCGUUGGAACGAGAAGAGGGCCAUGUUCGGGGUGUAUGACAACAUCGGAAUCCUAGGAAACUUUGAAAAACACCCUAAAGAACUGAUCAAGGGCCCUAUAUGGCUUCGGGGCUGGAAGGGGAAUGAAUUGCAGCGUUGUAUCCGAAAGAAGAGAAUGGUUGGAAAUCGGAUGUUCAUUGAUGACCUGCACAACCUUAACAAACGCAUCAGCUAUCUCUACAAACACUUUAACCGACAUGGGAAGUACCGGUAGAAGAGAGACCUGGGAACUGUGGAAUGGGACUUGUUUGGAAUCUGUUAUCCACAUGUUUUACUUUCCUCUGGAUGCUAUUUUACUUAUUCAUGUGAACUAGGAAGUGUAACUCAUCCCUAAGUCUUAUAGCCUUAGGUUUGGACUCACCACUUGCCCUUUGAGUCUAACCAUGCCUGUGGUGUUUAAAAAAUAAAAAUUAUUUUUGGCACCUUUUCA